Odocoileus virginianus texanus is the source of this 1270-nucleotide messenger RNA. RefSeq names its product olfactory receptor 2L2-like. The record is from RefSeq and is a predicted model, not a curated record. Gene Ontology annotation, biological process: G protein-coupled receptor signaling pathway; detection of chemical stimulus involved in sensory perception of smell. Gene Ontology annotation, cellular component: plasma membrane. Lineage: Eukaryota; Metazoa; Chordata; Mammalia; Artiodactyla; Cervidae. Gene Ontology annotation, molecular function: olfactory receptor activity; G protein-coupled receptor activity.
AGAUAUUUCCAGUUUUUUUAUUACAGAGUUUUAAAACUUUAAACAACAUUCAGCCUGACUAAAAUAGUACUAUAAACAUAUCUUAUUGUUUUAAACUUGAAUUAUACACUCUUGUGUCUGCCUUUAGGAAAAAUUACAUGAAUGAUUCAUGGAAAAUUACAAUCAAACAUCAGCUGAUUUCAUCUUAUUGGGAUUGUUUUCUUCAUCAAGAACUGGUCUGUUCCUUUUCAUUCUCAUUGCUUUCAUUUUCUUAAUGGCUCUAGUUGGUAACCUUUCCAUGAUUCUUCUCAUCUUUCUGGACAUUCGUCUUCACACGCCCAUGUAUAUUUUACUUAGCCAGCUCUCCCUCAUGGACCUGAACUAUAUCUCUACCACUGUUCCCAAAAUGGCCUAUGAUUUUCUGUUUGCAAACAAGUCUAUCUCCAUCAUUGGGUGUGGGAUUCAGAGCUUCUUCUUCUUGACUAUGGCAGGUGCAGAAGGAUUGCUCUUGGCCUCUAUGGCUUAUGAUCGUUAUGUGGCCAUUUGCUUUCCUCUUCACUAUCCCAUCAGAAUCAGCAAAAGAGUGUGUAUGUUGAUGAUAACAGGAUCUUGGAUAAUGGGCUCUAUCAACUCCUGUGCCCACACCACAUAUAUUCUCUCUAUCCCUUAUUGCCAAUCCAGGUCCAUCAAUCAUUUCUUCUGUGAUGUCACAGUCAUGUUGACAAUAGCCUGUACUGAUACAACGGUCUAUGAAUAUACAGUGUUUCUGAGCACCACACUUUUCCUUUUGUUGCCCUUUAUUGGUAUUGCAUUUUCCUAUGGCCGUGUUCUCCUUGCUGUCUAUCGCAUGAAUUCAGCAGAAGGGAAGAAGAAGGCCUGUUCAACCUGCAGCACCCACCUCACUGUGGUUUCUUUCUACUAUGCUCCUUUUGCUUACACGUAUCUACGCCCAAGAUUUCUGCGUACUCCAACAGAGGACAAGGUUCUGGCUCUCUUUUAUACCAUCUUCACACCAAUGCUCAAUCCUAUUAUAUAUAGCUUGAGAAACAAGGAGGUGAUGGGGGCCCUGAGAAGAGUAACUCAGAGAAUUUCCCCUGUGAAAAUGUAGGUAAUAUUUUUGCAUGAAUACUAGGAAUUGGAUACAAAUCAAUUUAUAAUUGUAUAGUCAUUAAAAUAUUAUUUUUAUUAAGUGAAAAGAGUAAAACUAAUCUAAAGGCUCCACGUAUUGACUGUGUGGAUCACAACAAACUGUAGAAAAAUCUUCAAGAGAUGGGAAUACCAGGCCACCUUA